Molecule: messenger RNA, 4762 nt
Organism: Seminavis robusta
Lineage: Eukaryota; Bacillariophyta; Bacillariophyceae; Naviculales; Naviculaceae
Source: the annotation of a GenBank genome assembly
UAAGGUUUUGGUGAUUAAUGGCUAGAAUUGGCGGGAGAUCUGCCUUUUAUUACUAUGGAGUACACUUUUAUGUACAUAGAAAGGAUUUAUUGGCGGCUGUCACAAAAAAUGUCUAGAAACUCCACCUGGCCAAAACCAGUGCAACAUGACAUUGUAUGUAAACACGAGGUGACAGUUCCCGCUUCCAUGUGUCUCGAUUGAUCGACCACCAACCCAUGCCCACCACCCCCGACGCCACUCUUCUCAUCCUUUCUACAGGGCAACAGUCAACAGCCACAACAGCAGCAACAACAACAGAGACACUAUCAAGAGCAAGAAGUCUUCUUGUUUUGUUGCUGUAGGAGAUAGCAAAAGUGUUUCAGAUACCCCAAGCAGGAUACCCCAGAGAGUUUCCAAGAGUCGCCAACCUCUGAGUUCCAUCUCGUUCAUCUAUCCUUAUUGUCCAGCUAGCUACUUAGCCACACACAGUAGACCACAAUCACCAUGCCUCGAGAACGAGAGACACGGCGGACAACCACACGCAUGAGUGCGAAACCGCCAGUCAGGACAGGCCGACUGAGUCGAGAUUCGGUGGAUGCCGACAAGUCGUCUCGCAAUACGGUACCCGUAAGUCGCCCCAGCAUCCGUGGUGGUGGAAAGCCUCCUGUCAAUAGGUCGAAGGGAACCAGUGCCAGUGACAAGAUGUUUGGUGCCGAAAGGAAGAAGGCUAGAGAUAAGAUCAAGAAGAAGCAGAGAGAAGAGGGAAACAAAGAGAAUGGAAGGUCUAUGAAGGACACGGUCCACGGGGCUGCCAAAGAGGCCAAGACCAAGGGAAACACUGCCUUUAAAGAUGCCAAUUGGGACGAUGCCAUUAAGCAUUAUACCCGAGCAUUAAAGGUGGACAGCAGAGACCAUGUCUGUCUUGCCAAUCGAUCCGCUGCCUACUUGAAAAAGGGUCAAAACGAAAAAGCCCUCGAAGAUGCCGAUCGUUGUAUCAAACUGAAACCAGCGUAUUCCAAGGGACACAUUCGAAAAGCAGGGGCGUACCAUGCCAUGCGCAAGUUCACUGCCGAAGUCAAAGCCUAUCAAUCCGGACUAGAUGCCUGCCCCGAUGACAAAAUGCUCACGCAAGGGCUGGACCAAGCCAAGCGCAGUCGAGCUGCCAACAGUCGUGCAUCACACGCCGCCCGGAAAACGGAAGCUACCAUGCAAGCCGCCGCGUCGGUUCGGAAAAAGGCUCGACGAUCGGAUACCGUCAGUCAGUUUGUCAAGGAGACCAAGAAGAACCUAGAGCUGCAAAUGGCGGCUAUUGAAGCUCAGCUGGACAUGGUUAGGGAGCUGGAGAAAAUGAAGAGUGAAGAAAAGCUGGAUCUUCUCUUUUCUCUUGUUGACAAAGAUAAGGAUGGAUACAUUGAUGCCAAAGAGCUGGCCAGGGGGCUCCGAAAGAGGAAUGUGGGGCUCUCGUUUGCGGAUGCCAUUGAAAAGGCCAUUGAGCUUGUAGCCAUGUACGAUGAGGAUGGUGAUGCCGUCCUGGAUCGCAAUGAAUUUGAGUACUUUGUGGACAAAAUGGUGGUGGAGCUAGACGCCUCGGUGGAUGAGUUCUCCGAGUUCCUAACGUAUCAAAUGCUCUUUUCGGAAGCGGGAGGCGACGACAGCGAGAUAGACGCCGAUGACCUCAAAGACGAAGUUAAAGAGCGAGGCCAGCUACUCAAUGCACUGCACGAUCCUCGCAUGGACUCUCUCUUUGUGCUCUUUGACCGGAAUGGUGAUGGGACCGUCAGCUUUAAGGAGGUUGCCUGUGGGCUGUACCACCUGACCAAGGAUAUGGAAGAGUCCGCCAAGGCCACUACAGGCCUUUUGCUCAUGAUGGAUGUGGAUGACAAACGUGUGCUGGUCUUUGAACAAUUUGCAAAGCUGAUAUUGGCAAUAGCGGCAGCGGCAGGGACGUCGUUUGAGGAAGUCGCCAACGACCUGACUUUAGCUUUGACAUCUCCCGAUUCCAAAAAGUUUGACAAAGAAACAAUGAGGGCACUGACGCUGGCGGAACGAGACUACAAAAAGGCAAGAGAUCGAGCCGAAGCGGAAAAGGCCCAGGCGAGGAUCAUGGAUGCACUGUCGUACGGGAGAACACUUCGACUGUUUGAUUUAUGGGACGCAAACGGCGAUGGCUACAUCAACUUUGAAGAGUUAUUUGCGGGCUUGCAACGAUAUCAGGCGGCAGCGGCGAGAGAGAACAAUGUAGUGAUAGAUGCAGAGCAGGUGGCCAUGCAGCUGAUGGCGUUGGAUACAGACGGGGACCAUUCACUGGAUCGGGAAGAGUUUGCAACGGCGAUGGUUACCUAUGCAGACGCGAUGCGGACCGAUCUACAUCAGUUGAUCGAUUUCAUGUGCGUGGUAACUGCACUGGAGAAGGUGAUAUAGCAGUUGCUGUUCGUGCUUCUACUUGCAAUGCGUGAUCAAAUACAUACGCACCCAAUCUGCAUCACCGGUUGGGGUGGUGUUGUCGCCCGUGGCUUCUGGCUAUUUGCUUUGCUGGUUGCGACCGAUCGAUGACCAAUCAACAGAAAUCCACAGCAUUGACACAUUGCAGAGCUUCGCCAACAAUCACCUGCUUACAGCGUAGGCUCACGCGAGACAAUGCUGCCGCAAAUCGGGGACGAAGAGUUUGUCUCGCGAAAACGAUGGAUUUGACUCAAUUUUUGUGUGUGUUGGAGAAGGGCAUGUACCUGGAAGCUUAUCUUUCCCUACAGGGUAGUAGAGACAUCGCUUUUUCUUGAGGCUACGGGAGAUUUUAUGUUAUUGUAAUACAGUUCAAGGUGGAAACGACAAGUGCCUCGGACCUCUCUGUGUCCAGCCCAGUGGCACUGUCAAUCAACAUACUAUGUUCUCCACCAAUAGAACUCAACCUUGUUGAAACAGUUGUUGAUAUGUUAUAGUAAAUCGAGUUUGGCUGUGAAUUGUGUUUUGUUGUGGCCGCACUUACUUUUUUGUAGAAGUAUCGUAGUGGUGACGUGCCAGUCUCGCAGCCCGCUUACUUUGACAUACUGAAAGCGAGCUAGCUCUGCAAUCACUGCGAGGAGUUGCUCUGUGCUUCCACAUGCAAUGCAUGAUCAAACAAAUAUGCACCCAAUCUGCAUCAUCGGUUGGGAAGGAGUUGCUGCCUGCGGGCGGCUAUUUGCUUUGCUGGUUGCAAGGAUCGAUGCCCAAUCCACGGAAAUUUACUGCAGUUGCAAAGCUUCGCCGACAAUCACUUGCUUGCAGUGUAGCUAGGUCCACGCGAGACAAUGCUGCUGCAUGGACAAAGAUUUCGGUUGUUCCAUUUGUUGUGUCUGUACAGGUGCAUGUUCACAAUGCAGGCGAUGCCAAGUCGGACAAGCAAUAUGCACAAUACCAGGGGCAUUUACGCAUUGUCAGUUCAGUUUUGUGAUGGUAGCCUUUGUUGGUUUCCACUGCAUCCAGCAACCUUCCGAGGUGCUCAAGGUAACCGCAAGGGUAAUCAAAACUAUCUCUAUGGAACCCUUUUGCUCUAUUAAUGAAUUUUCAAUACCGUACUGCGGCGCUUGCUUUGUACAUGAAGUAUGUGGCCACAUCUAUUUGUAUGCAUCAUCUUGCAGCAUAUUAUUCUGUGGAUGCUGGUAUAUGGGGCGGUGACAUUUCCAGUGUAGCCUCGCUCAGAUCUGGUGACAUGAUAUCUUCCCGUGCCGUCAAUCCCGAUGCAUCCUGAGCAUCUUCCUGAUCCUUGGCGGUUGGAAUGCUCUCCUCAUCCACUACUACUGCUUCUUCUUCUUGCUGUUGAUCAUCAUCCGUUGACAUGACUCUUGGAAAGGUGACAUACAGUGCCAACUGAACGAAUCCCAACAAUGCCCCCAAUCCAUUGGGUACAAAAAUGAGAAAAUCCAUAAUGGCAAAUCCGUAGGCAGCCCAGAAACAUCCAUUGGCCGUAUUGGUAACCAUGGUGAGGAAAUGAAUGCUGGCCGUGUUGCGGGUGCGAAGGACUGUGGCAAUGGUGGAAAGGGGAGCUCCGUAAAAGAACAACAAAUUCAAGUUGGAUGCGCCUCCGACAAUCCAUUGUUUGGUUUCCAAACUCAAUGCGAGACCAAAUCCCACCAACGCAAUGAUGGAGGCCCAAAUCAGCACCACUGCCAUGACGCAGUAAUCAUACGAUGGAGCUGCGUGUGUUUGUUGUGGUUGUUGCUGUGAUGUCUGUCGUUUGUUGUUGUCAUGCUGUUGUUGUGGCAGUGCAGUGAAUUGUUGCGUAUAUAGAAGCUUGGUCGCUGCCAGAUUGAACCAAACGGCAAACAAGAAUCCAAUCAUAUUGGGAAAGAAUACAAAGAGAUUCUAUAAAUAAAUGUAAAAAGUAGAAAACAAGAGAAAGCAGUCAGUGUCAGGGCCAGCCACAGUCCAAGUAAGUAACAAGGCAUACUAGUUGUACAUUUCAUACGUACAUUGAUGAGGAUUGAGUAAAAGACCCAACCACAGCAGUUUCCCAGAGUGAACGCCCAUGGAAGCGGAUUCAAAUCUCCCAGUGAUCCUCUUGCGAGAGCUUUUUGGACAUCUUGAAAGGGAGCAUAGAACAUGUACACGCCCACAAUGGUGCCCAGCGACGGGCACACAUACUCCAGAAUGAUGCUCUUGGCGUCCGUCAUUGUGAUAUUUGUAAUAGAAAUAGAAACAAAUACUUGAAUGGGAGGAGUUUGGCUGCCGUCAGCUUUUCUAUCUUUCUCACAGCUAAUAAUAGCGAACUAACGAAGUCGAUAAUGAAGAGUUGACCAGUAGCAAGAAU